AUGCCACUGACACUUUUUGAGUUUGCGGAAAUCAUUGGAGUCCCACAAAUUUCAAUGCUAGUUUACUCUAGGAUUUGUCCUGCAAAUACUUUCCUUGAGUUUCUCUUUUAUUCAGUUCCACAGUAUCUAGUUUUAAGGUUUAUUGAAAGAGCAUACCUCGUUUACCUAGCAUUGAUUACUGUGCUUUUAGUUGUUCCUACAAAAUACCACCGCACUUACACAACUCACACUGAUCCCAUUGAUAGAAUGAGAAUGACCAUUUCAUUUUUAGUUUGUCUUGCUAUCUUUGCUGCUGAUUUUAAAAACUAUGACAGCGGUAGAUUCGGGAAGAGCAUGAACUGCGAGUUUAGGCUAAUGGACGUAGGCGCUGGAUCUUUUGUAUUUAAUUCUGGCCUUGUUUCAUUUAAGGCUAGCAGACAGAAGAAAUUAAUUAACUCUGGAAAAUGCUUCUUUUUUGGGAUUUGCAGACUUUUAUCAAAAAUUUUGCUUAGAGUCGAUAUUAAAGAAGCAGAGUUUGGCAAGCAUUUUAACUUCUUUAUUGAUCUGGCACUUUUGAAUCUAAUUUCAAUAUUUGUAAAUCCACAAUUUCCAUAUGUAAGUGGGCUGGUUUUGAUCUUUUGGUACCAAAUAGCCUUGUUCCUCGGGCUUGAAGCUAAGAUUCUAAACAACGAUAGAAAAAACUUUUUCACUGCAAACCUUGAGGGAAUAGUGUUUUUAGUACCACAAUUUGGCACAUAUCUGAUGUCACAGGAAAUAGGAAAAUCGGUUGUUAUGGAUAAAUCCAUGAAAAAGGUUGUGAUGUACUUUAUGGCUUCUGUUGCUUUGUUUUGUGGAACUUACUUCUACGAGCCUGUUGCAAGAAGACUCCACAAUGCACCGUAUUGUCUUUUAAUGCAUGUGUCACACACGGCCAUUAUCAUAUGUUUUGAUUUUCUCAACAUUCAUUUCAAGAUUGGUGAGCUUAAGGUUAGUACGUUUGGAAGUAAGAAUAUGCUAAACAUACUCAUUAUUUCAAAUGUGCUGGUGCAGGCUGCACGAUACAUUGGAUAUUUUGAAGAAUCCAGCGAUAUCAAAGUAGCCAUUAAAAUUCAGAUAUAUCUAUUUAUAAUAUUUUACCUUAUAUUUAAAAUUCAAGGAUCUUUGAAGAGCCAAGCAGCGGCAAAGGUGGAGGCAAGCACAGAUGCAAAACCAGUUGGCAGUAAUGAAUCAAUUAAAGCAUAG
This is a messenger RNA of Vittaforma corneae ATCC 50505, 1221 nucleotides long. RefSeq lists its product as uncharacterized. NCBI's taxonomy places the organism in Eukaryota, Fungi, Microsporidia, Nosematidae. The coding region runs from base 1 to 1221 and encodes 406 amino acids. Gene Ontology annotation, biological process: protein localization to plasma membrane; GPI anchor biosynthetic process. Gene Ontology annotation, cellular component: membrane; endoplasmic reticulum. Gene Ontology annotation, molecular function: glucosaminyl-phosphatidylinositol O-acyltransferase activity. The transcript has a single exon. The record is from RefSeq and is a predicted model, not a curated record.